Molecule: messenger RNA, 10041 nt
Organism: Octopus bimaculoides (California two-spot octopus)
Lineage: Eukaryota; Metazoa; Mollusca; Cephalopoda; Octopoda; Octopodidae
Product: major facilitator superfamily domain-containing protein 12
Biological process (GO): carbohydrate transport
Cellular component (GO): plasma membrane
Molecular function (GO): symporter activity
Source: RefSeq, a predicted model, not a curated record
AUCCCUGAAACAAACCGAGUGACAAGACUAUAAAUGUAGCAACAAUGUACGUGCUGGCAAGAAACACCACAAAAUCUUAACGAAAGUGAAAAGAAAAUGAAUCUCAUUCUUGUGACAUUCACCUGACAUUAAUACUAACAUUCAAUAUUUACACUUUAAUACACUUGCGCGUAUGCUCAUAAAUACAGUGUACGAAGUUGGUCACAUGUAAACAAAGGUAAAACACACACACACACACACAACCAGCUAACUGAUAUCAUUAUUGUACAUAUGCGUAAAAACAUUACCCCUACCAUCCUAUAAGCGGUUUGUAGAGAUAAAUGUUUAGACUGAGGUCUAUACCCUGUUGAACAAAAGAGAUUAUACUAGAUUCUAAUCGGAUAGUGUAGUCCAUCUGUUUCGUAUGUCUAUACAAAUAAACAAGUAAUAUUAUGAUAGUACUUAUGAAUAAAAUGUUAUAAUGUUAUGUACCUUCAAAGCUGUUAUGCGCGACAAAAAAUAUAAAUCCCACAAUGUAAAAUAAUCAAGAAACAAUAAAAAAUAUAUUGCGUUUAAAUUGAGCGUAAGAAAAACUCUGUGUGUGUGUGUUUGUGUGUUAAAACAUCGUGGUAAUCCUUCGAUAUAGGUACACGACGUCAUUCACCCACAUAACUUUCCGUCAUGACAGAUAAAAAGUCUAAGCUGAAAAAGAGUGAAUGACCGUCAUCUCCUCACACCGACACUCUGUAGGCCAAUAUCGAAGGAAUGCCUUGAUAAUUAAUGCUGUUGUAACAUUUGUGACAUAUAUAAAUUUUAAUUGCCAAUUUAAUUACAAAAUCUUUUAUGAACUUGGAGCGAUUCAAUAUUAUCACGUGGUAAUGUUGAUAUCACUGCUACUGCUUAAAAACCAGAGAAAUCUGUGACGCUGGUCAAUUGAUGUCAUACAGUACAGCACUGAAAAAUAUUUUUACAACAGGUUGGAUGUAUUUCGCUACCUAACCCUACGACAACUCGAAGAUGGCCACAGAAAAGGAGACGUCAGUAAACUCUGCCCUAAAUGGCCAUUCAACAAGCACCAAUAACCAGACUCAAGAUGACGGCAUGCCCUUUAUCAGAAAACUUACCUUUGGUUGUGGGCAUGUAUUUAAUGAUUUGGCUGCAUCCAUGUGGUUCUCUUAUUUAUUAAUUUACUUCAACAAAGUACUGAACUUUAAUAGUGUUUUGGCUGGCUAUCUCAUGCUUGCAGGACAGAUCUGUGAUGGACUAUCCACAACUUUUGUCGGAAUUGAAUCUGAUCGAAUAAAUGGAUGUUGUUUUUUAGGUAAAAGGAAAUCCUGGCAUCUAGUAGGUACUUUCUGUGUUCUUUUGAGCUUUCCUUUUAUCUUCAAUCCCUGCAUUACUUGUGAAAAUGAGCCAGAUUCCAUACAACUAAUAUACUACAUAUCCUUCAUCCUGGUAUUUCAAUUUGGUUGGGCAAAUGUUCAGAUUUCCCAUCUGUCUCUCAUCCCAGAAUUGACCAGAAACAAACAUGAACGUGUGUCACUGAACAGUAUACGUUAUGCUUUUACAGUGCUAUCAAAUUUAGCAGUAUAUAUUAUAUUUUGGAUAAUAUUUAAUAUGAAUGUUGGUGAGAAGUUAGGAAGAAAAGAUAGUGGCAAGUUUGAGCUACUUGUAUUUAUAGUGACUGGAAUUGGAGUAUUUUUCUCCUUUAUAUUUCAUACUUUCUCCCCAGAGAAAAUGUACUCCACACCAGCUGUAACAGAAAGCCAGGAAAAAGACGGUUUAUUGUCAUGCACUCGAAGUAUAAUGACAUGGAAAGACUGGUGGUAUGAACCACAGUUUUACAUGAUUGGAGUCAUUUACAUGGGGACUCGACUAUUUUUAAACAUUUCCCAGAUAUAUUUACCCCUCUAUGUUCUCGACACUAUCCAACUAAAUAAGAAAUAUAUAGCCAUUGUUCCUCUUGUGGUUUAUAUAUUCAGUUUUUUAACCACAUUAAUUAUGAAGCUGGUCAAUUCAACUAUAGGAGCAAAGCUGACAUUUGUCAUUGGACUUAUCAUAUCACUGAGCUUCAGUAUCUGGAUUUUAUUUAUUCCAAUUAAUUCAAUGCAAGUUUUUGGUGCUGCUGCUUUUAAUGGUAUUGGAGGUUCAAUUAUACUUAUAACUUCUCUCUCUCUUACGACUGAAUUGAUUGCAACAAAUACAGAAUCUGCUGCCUUUGUUUAUGGAUCCUUAAGCCUAAUAGAUAAAUGUGCCAAUGGUAUUGCAGUGGUUGUUAUCCAACAUUUACUUGCUAUGAAUACAGGAAAUUGUUGCGGAGAUUGUUUGUGUGAUAAUCGACUGAUCUUGUUUGUUGUUCCUGGUGGAGCUGCAAUAAUUGCCUUCAUUUUCCUCUGUUUACUUGGACCACAAAAGAUUGGAGUUCGGAAACGCACAACAUGAAAACAGGAGUUAUUUAGAUGAAAGUUUUAUGUACCUUACACACAAAAUACACCAACUGAAUCAAGUAAUCCAAUCAAUAACCAGCAAGUCGAUGUAUGAAGGAAGACACAAUGUUUAAAGAAAAUAUAAACGAAUGAGACUUAUAUUUAAUACUUGGAGGGAUUGGCAAAGGUACGGGGAAUGUAACAACAACAACAAAAGAAAGUAUAUAAUUCAAGAUUGCAACAGAUUCAGUUGAUUUUUAAAGUUUUACAAUGGAAUAAUCUAUACAUUACUCAGUCAUUGAUAUUAUAAUCCAAUUAUAUUUAUCUUUGACAAAAAUUAUUUGUGUAUAUAUAUAAAUAGGUUGUGUGUAUGCAUGUGAUAUUGAGUGUGUGUAUAUGUAUGUGUGAGAGUGAGUGUGUGUAUGUGUGUAUUUAAUGGCAGUUGGGCUCUAUUUUAUCUAGGGUUUUAAAUUAUUGGUGAAUUUACAUUUUUUAUGACUGCUAUAUCCUUCAUGUGUAUGUGUGUGUGUGUGCACGCAUGUGCACGCAUGUGCAUUUGUGUGUUUAUUGUAUAUAAUAUUUGUAUUACACCUUUCAGUAUGUCUGCGAAGGAUAAACUUACUCUAAUAAUUUAAACCUUUCAUAUUGGAGUGGGACCUAAAUAUAAAGCAAAUUCCGAGCCACUUACCAAUCAUAUAUUUGUAUGAAGACCUUAUUCUGCUGCCCUGCAAUUCAAAUCAUCCCUGUUUAUACUAUAAAAAGAUAAUUCUUAAAAGAUUGGCUUUCAUUGUAUUUUAAUAUGUUGGUAAUGAUUUUCUGAUUAUUAAUGACUACUCCAGAGUGAUGGUAAACUGAGCCAAAAACUUGCAAUCUGGAUUGCUAACUGAAGUAUGGUCUUUGGAGAAACAUUGCCUAUUUCUUUUUAGCUGUAAAUUUGAGUUAUGGUACUCAAUGAUGCUAUGAGAAAACCAACUGGAAUCAGUUUACAAAACUAUUUGUGAAGUUCUCAACUAAUUUCUAUUGUGUUUUCUUUUGAUAUAUAUCAUUCCAAUAUUUCUGUAUAUAGUGAGUAAGACACUGUACUUUUAUAAUAAAGUUUGGGUUUUUUUUUUUUUGCAUGGGGUAGGAAGGUGGGGUUGUCUGACAUAUCCAAAGAAAACUUUCAGCUGACCAGUCAAAAACUUGUACUUGUUUUGUAUGUUUGUUGUCAUUGAAUAUUACUAUUAUUAUUAUUAUUAUUAUUAUUAUUAUUAUUAUUAUUAUUAUUAUUAUUUUUAAAUCAGGCUUUGUUGGAACUCCUGGAAUUUUGCAUGAAUAGUGGGCUUGCUAUCUGCAGCCUACAAUACCAUGCUAUCUGUUCUUUUCAACUAUCUAAAACUUUCCUGAUUAUUCUGACACUCUAUACUGGGCACUUUAUUCCUAUUUCUUUUAUUUUCUUUUUGAUGCUUUCUGAUACUGUCCCUAAGAACCUAACAAUAAUUGGCACUCUCUUCAGUUUCUUCAUUCUCCAUAGCCAGACUAUUUCAUAUUUAAGAGGAUUGUAUGUGCCUGUUUUUUCACCUUCUUUCUUAACUAUUUGUGGAUCAAAGGGGCACACAACAUCAUUUAUAUAACACAUGGGAUUUACCUUGUCCACCACCACUAAGUCAGGCUUGUUGUGCUCAAGCACCUGAUUUGUUUGGAUUGGGAAAUCCCCCAGGACUUUGCAGGUUUCCAACUUCACCACUCUCUGCAGUUUGUACUCAUACCAUGUCUUGUGUCUCUCUAGACCCCAGUUUAUAAUGUAGCACCUUUGCUACCAUAUCAUGUCACCACAACUUAUAAUGGUUUUAGGCAAAUCUAUUAUUUGGUUUGGCUCAGGUUCAGUCUUACUUCUGGUAGGAUAUAUGUGGGUAGCAGGUUACUACCUGUAACCUUAAGUAUCCACUAAUUUUCAGUAGUCUUUCAAGUGUUUAGAACCCUCGUGAUAAUCCUUGCUGUCCCUAAGAGACAAACUUUCUGUAGGAGUUCUACAGAGCGUUUUAUUAUUAUUAUUAUUGUUAUUGUUAUUAUUAAAGUGGCAAGCUGGUUGAAUCAUUAGCACACCAGGCAAGGUACUUAGCAGCAUUUUGUCUGUCUUUACAUUCUGAGUUCAAAUUUCACUGAGGUCAACUUUGCCUUUCAACAUUUUGGGGGUCGAUAAAUUAAGUACCAGUGAAACACUAGGGUUAAGGUAAUUGACUAGUCCCCUCUUCAAAAAUUUCAGGCCUUGAGCCUAUAAUAGAAAGGGUUAUUAUUAUUAUUAUUAGGACAAAGUUGGCAAGAUGGCAGAAUUGUUUGCGCACUGGGUAAAAUGCUUUAUGAUAUUUCAUCCAGCUUCAUGUUCUGAGUUCAAAUUCCACCAAGGUCAACUUUGCCUUUCAUCCUUUCAGGAUUGAUCAAAUAAGUUCCAGUUGAGUACUGGGGUCGAUGUAAUCGACUUAACCCUUCCCUCAAAACUGCUGGCCAUGUGCUAAAAUUUGAAAUUAUUAUUAUUACUAUUAGGACAGUAGGCUAGCAGACUCAUUAGCAAGCUGGACAAAAUACUUAGUGGUAUUUCAUUCAUCUUUUAUGUUCUGAGUUCAAAUUCCACUGAGGUUGACUUUGCCUUUCAUCCUUUCAGGGUCAAUGAAAUAAGUAUCAGUUUUGCACUGGAGUCAAUGUAAUCAACUAACCCUCUUCCACCCCACUUGCCAAAUUUCAAGCCUUAUACUUAUAGUAGAAAGGAUUAUUAUUAUUAAGUGAAGUGGCAGGCUGGCAGAAUCAUUAUCAUGCCGGACAAAAUGCUUAGCAGCAUUUCAUCCCUUCUUUACAUUCUGAGUUCAAAUUCUCUCAAUACCUUCUGAUAUUAUCCCCAAGGUCCCAACAAUAAUUAGCACUAUCUUCACCUUUUUCAUUUUCCACAGUCAAGCUAAGAAGGUCGUAAAUGUCUAUUUUUCGCUUUCCUUAAUUAUUCAUGGGUCAAAAGGGCACACAGCAAUCAGUUAUAGAGCACAUGUGGUUCACCUUGUCUGCCACCACUAGGUCCAGCUUGUGCUCAAGCACCUGAUCCAUUUAGAUUGAGAAAUCCCAUAGCAUUUUGCAAGACUCUGAGGCAGCCACUUUCUAUAAGUUGUGUUCAUACCAUAUCUUGCUUCUCUCUAGCCCUCACUUCUCUCACAGUUUUCAAUGCUGCUCUUUUAUUUGCUACCUCAUCAUGUCUCCACAAUGUUCUGGACAAGAACCAAAAUUGGUAAUGGCUUUGUUAAGUCCAUUAUGAAUUCUGCACAAUGGAGACACUCAUUUCUUUAGGUUGACCCUCCAAUUUGUGGCUUAAGUCUGAUCUUGCACUGCUAGUAUAGUGCUGUGAGUCUCCUUUCUUCUUCUUCUUAUUAUUAUUAUUAUUAUCAUUAUUAUUACUAUUAUUUCGUCCGUCUUUACAUUCUGAAUUUAAAUUCUGCCACAAUCAACUUUGCUUUUCAUCCUUUCAGGCCUGAUAAAAUAAGCACCAGUUGAGUGAAUUACCCACUCACUCAAAGUUGCUGGCCUUGUGCCAAAAUUUGAAACUAUUAUUAUUAUUAUUAUUAUUAUUAUUUUGGUUUGGCUCAGGUUCAGUCUUAUUCGUGGUACGAUUUAUGUGGGUGGUGGGCUACUACCUGUAACCUUAGGUAUCCACAAGUUUUCAGCUGUCUUUCAAGUGGUUAGAAUCCUCCUGACAAUCCUUGCUAUCCCUAAGAGACAAACUUUCUCUAGGAGCUCUACCAGGCAUUCUAUUCGAAUUUCCUUUUCUAUCAUCAUCAUUGUGAUUAUUAUUAUUAACGCAGUUUAAUUGCUUAAUAUUCUUCUAGUCCCCAUUUCAAAUUUCACCAUUGUUCCUCUCUUUAGGAACAUCUCCAUUCAUAUUUCUACAUCUCCAUUUCAUAUUUCAUCAUUUUUCCACAUGCAUCGAUAAAACAAGUGCUUAUCAUAUACUAGGGGUCAAUUUUAACUGCUGCUUCUUAUUAAAUUGUAUGGCCUUAUGCCAAAGUAAGAAAAUUUUAUAAGUGAACACUGGGUUUUGGUUAGUUAUUGACAACUAGAUUUUAGUUCUUAGAAUCUUCCUGAAGCAUUAAUGCAAUGUUAAUGUUCUAUUCCUGUAUAAGUCUUAGUUAUAAGCAAUGUUAAAUAACAAAAAUCUCUUAUUUUUUACAAGGCAAAGAUGAUUAGUGAGUCAGUCUUAUUUGAACAGAUGUCUAGUUCAUAAAAUGUUUACCAUAGGUGACAUCAAAGUCUUGUAUGUCAAACAGUAAAACAUACAUUUUUACUUAAUAAUAUAAGAUAUUCAGUCUAUUAUUCUGCAAACUUACCACCAGAAGACACAUAAGUUAAAUAUUUUACAGGUUUCAAAAGUUCAAUGUUUCGUGGCUCUGAGCUUAAAUCCUAGUACAGUUCAACUUCACUUUUCAUUCUUAUGCUGUCAAAUUUAAAGAACCGGUAUCAAUGAAAUUUACUCUCAAGUUUUUCUUCUGGCACGAUUAGGGUUUUGCCUAAUAAAAAGAAAAUAUUUUAUAAAAUAUUUUGAAACUUCACUAAAGCUAACUUAAGAUAUAUAUAUAUAUUUAUAAUAAUAUGUAAUUGUAAGAUCCAAGGUUCUGGGUGUAGGAAGUUAAUAAGCUUCGAGCAAUCCAUGGUAGGUAUAAAAAACAACUUUCAGGAACAAUAAUAGUUUAUUGGUCUAGAAAGUUGUAGGCUAGGCUUUUCCCAUGCCAAAGUUCAAUAAGCUGAAAAAAGUUUUUUUAUAGUCUAUGGCUAGCAACUAGGGUAGCUGUGAAUGCGACUCAAAGUAUAUAUAUAUAUAUAUAUAUAUAUAUAUAUAUAUAUACACACACACACACAUACACUGUCUCUCUCUCUCCCUCUCCAUCUCUCUCUCAGAGAUCUAGUAUUAUAUUAGAUCUCUGUAAGAGACUGCAAAAAAAUGUUCCUUUGAUGAUCCAUUGCAGUUGGAAUAUCCAAUGCUGAGUUCCAAAUAACUGCAACAGGGAACCAUAUGUAGGAACUAAACAUUUAUACCUGUGUUUAUCUUAAUUUUUCAAUAUAUAAAGGUUGUGUUAUAUUUUAGGUCAUCAACUCUUUCUCUUUGUCACUAGUCACUACCAUUUACCAUUCCAAAACUUUUGUGUUGGUUAAUGUUGGGAAUGUCUUUCCAGUACAACUCUUGUUGACAACUAAUAUGAUAUCUCAAUUGCUAUUUCAUUUAUCUCAUACAAGUGUGAUAAACAGGCAAUUGCUCUGUUUUCUUUUUGAACAUCAAUAGCUAUAAAAGGUUGAUAGGUCCUAUUGGACAUUAAGAAAUACAUAUUUUUUUAACCAUUUUUUGUUAAUGAAAGAAAAGGGCUGCAAUACAACAUAUAUACACAAUUUGUAUGAAUACAUAUUUUUAUUGACUGAUUUUCAUUUAUUUGUCAAUUUCAAAAAAAUAUUAAUUUUUCAAAUUAUUCUUGUCUCUGUGUUUUUACUGUGAAUUUCUGAAUUUAUUUUCUUGUUUCAUCACAUCUAUUGGCAACCUCUACAGCUACUUCUGUUAAUUGUAAUUGCUCUACAGACUAAUGUGAGAUGUAUAUUGUGUUCUACAGACAAGGCAAAUGAAAGUGGUACAUAAGGAGAUAAAGUAGCUUGUCUUGUUUCUGUAUUACACAUAUAUUAAUCCAUCUUAAUUUGAGCUGUGACAAGUGUAACAACAGCUAUUUACAGUUUGCAUAAUUAAACAUGUUGAAGUGUUAGCAAAUUUACAUACUUCGUGAAAAUUUGUGUAUCCUUCAGAUACACAGAUUUUUCAUGUGGGUUGAACUUGAAUAUAAGUGUUUUUGAGUAGACACAGCUCAGAAACAGUGGAAAGAGAAUUAUUCCAUCUUGUCAGUUACGACAAAGACAAUUAUAUUCUUGUUUAAACUGUUUCAGAUUAACCUCUAGUAGUGUUUUCCAACCAUAACCAACUGCACCAAUCUGCUUUCAACAUGAUAUGGGUAGAAGAAAAUUAGGAGUGAUAUACAGAAGCUGACCAACCCAGUACAUCUAAAAUCUGUGAAGACAAAAUUUUAAAAUUUUUGAAGAAAUCUAAAUACAUCAGGAAUGAUUUUAUUUGAAAUUGGCUUCUGGCUUUGAUUUCACUGUACUAGGAUGGCUAUAUAUUUUUUAACAUGCAUCCUGGACAGGAAAGAAUCUCAGUUUACAUAUCUAAAAAAAAAUAUAUAUAUAUAUACCUUUUAUGAGAAUAAUGAUUAUCCUCAGUGUACUUUGUUAAACUACUUAUAAAAAAAAAUUUAUAAAAAUUCUAAUGGUUAAAAUCAUAAUGUAUACAAAUAUGCAACUUAACAUUGGCACUGUACAAAAACUAUAGGUUUAUGAAAACUUUUAGAAACAAAAUUUAAAUUGAAGCUGUACUUUCUAUAGGCUAAAAGGUUUACAGAAAGACCACCCCAAGCCUUGUUAAUGAAACUGAAUAGAUUGAAACUACAGAAGCUGCCUAUAUUUCUAAUUUUAAAGAGUCAAGCCUUGUGACACUGAGUCUAUCCAAAGAUUGCAUUAAGAGUGUCAGUGCCUAUGAAAUACUUGGCCAUUUUCUUUAUAAUACAAUUAUAAUACUUGACAAAAGUGAGUCCAUUGUAUAUAUGCUGUCUCUAACAAUCAUAACUGCCUUCAUAGUUAUUUUAUGCCACCCUUCAGAUAUUCUUUUGAUGGGCUAUGGAUGAACUUAUCAUUAAUGCAAACAAGUGCUAGUGCCAGGCCUGGACAGUGGGUGGGUGAGGAGAAGCUGGAUAUAACAUGUGUGACAAAAGGAGGAAAGACAAAUGAACAGAGAUGGCAUGAGACCAACCAGCUUCAAGGAACAAAAGCCAUUGUUGUGGCAGCAGAAAAGACAGCAAGGAGAUAGCUUAUCUGUGGGUCAGAGACUGAAGUAUGUCUAAGGAUUUCAUGCCAAGUAGUCAUGUGUUUUUCUGGAUGAGGUUUAGAAUAUCUGUGUGUGAAUAACAGCAACACUUUCCCAGAUUUAAGGGUAAUACUCCAUUGUGAUCUUACCUGGGCUUUGUAGAGGUAUAGUAGUUGAAAGGAACUGACGAAUUUUUCGCCUCUGUAGAAAAAAGUUGGUCUUUAAGAUGCAACUUUUGAAAUGUUAAAGAUGUGUAUUUGCCAGGAAAGAUCAUCAGGGACAGUAAGGCCAUUUAAAGGAAUAGUUGCAUGGUGUUCAUGUUUAACAGAUGAAAGUUACAAUAUUUUCUGUGUAAAACAUAGACUGAGGUAUGAGGAGAUGAGAGUGUCAAAUGUGAAAUUUUGUGAAUACUGAAGAAAAAUAGGUUGGUUGUAAUCCAUUAAAUGUGUAACAUUAACUUAUACAAAAGGUGGACUGGAAUCAGAGUCCACAUGUAAAAUAUAUGACAGCUGCCAAAUAAAAUUGAAGAAGUCAUCAUUAUGAUUUUGUACCAGGUUGGAAAGCUGACAUGUUUUGGACAAGUCACAUCUUAUUCAGAUUAACUGCUUUCCUAAAUGGAUCAGAAGACUACAUCUCAUUUAUAUGUAUCACUUUUGGUAUGGUUUAUCAAUGCUACUUGUGCUAAUGAGGUCACUUUGUACCCUGCAAGAAUAAAAAAGUCUUACUAUU